Molecule: messenger RNA, 13768 nt
Organism: Planococcus citri (citrus mealybug)
Lineage: Eukaryota; Metazoa; Arthropoda; Insecta; Hemiptera; Pseudococcidae
Product: serine-rich adhesin for platelets-like
Exons: 21
Coding region: 1377-12848 (3823 amino acids)
Biological process (GO): regulation of transcription by RNA polymerase II
Cellular component (GO): chromosome
Molecular function (GO): DNA-binding transcription factor activity; chromatin insulator sequence binding; RNA polymerase II cis-regulatory region sequence-specific DNA binding
Source: RefSeq, a predicted model, not a curated record
AAGUCGGUUCGUCGGGUUGUGUUGUCGUGUGUGCGUGCGUGUGUUUACUGCUGCGUCGACCGUCGACCCUCGCCACGUCCUGGUGUCUGCUGGAUAGGGUACGGUACGCGGGCGUUUGCCGUAUGUCUCUUAGUACUCUGUGGGCAUGCAUUAUAAAGCGCGUUUCAUUAUAAACGUUGUGUCUAUCCCUCAAGUGGUACGUUUUUCGUGUACGGGUACGUUCACGUCGUCGUUGAAGUGAACGACGAAACGAACGUUGGGAUUGGGAAGUGGCACUGGCAGCAGUUUUUUCGGUGUGUGUGGUGUCGGUACUGCCGAGUGCCGUGUGUUGUUUGCUGCCGUCGGUCGUCGUCGUACCACCGGAGCGUUGUGUGCGUGCGUAUAUUACACGGUUUCGUGACGACGACAUCCAUAGUGUGAUGCGGCAGUGUUAGCCGACUUCUCGGUACGAAAUUUCCCGACGACGACGACGUCGGUGGUGGACUGGGGCGCAUCGAGCCUUCUCGCGCGAACGCCAACGUCAAGAAGGAAGAAAGCCGAAGCCGAAUCCGAAUCCGACGAACAGACGCAACGACCGUGGUAGGAUGCGGGUGUACUCGACGCUGCUGCUGCUGGAAGUGGUGGAAUAAGCGGUCGGUGGCGGAGUUUUUGUGCUUCGUUGUUUGGUAGAUUUCCGGUUUUCGCGUUGUGAUCGUGUGGAUAUAGCGUAGUGUAUAGCCUACGUAGCGUAGUCCUGAAAGGGAAUUUUUUCCACUCUCCUCUAUUCCUGCCGCCGUCUUUCUUUCUCAACAGUAUUUUUUCCUCACCAUUUUUCUUGGCCGCGUUUCGUCGGCGGUUCCCUUUUUUCCCACUCUUUUGCUCUCCGUCGCUCUUGUUGUUGGCAGGUCAAAAAAUACCACGUAGUACGGGGUGUUCGAGCGAGUGUUUUUUUCUGUUUCGUUUUCGUUUACCUCGCGAUCAAGUCUCCCCGAGUUGGAUUGUUUUUCCACGCUUUUUGCCAUUCCUUUUGCCGGUCGGUGGUGUUGGUCGAUUUGUCGCUCUACGGUAUAGUUUUUCUUCUUUGCGACCCAACAACGUGCUACACUAGUGAACUUGGUUAUUGCUAAUCAAGCAGGUGUGAUCGCUGCUGAUCGGGUUCGAAUCGCAUACUUUCGUCUCGUGUACGUAUACCUACGUGAUGUGUGCACAUGGAUCGUAGUUGCAGUGCUGCAGACGAAGAGGGGGCAAUAAACGAUCGACGAGUCGAGUUUUACGAGAAGAUUGAAUUCACGACCUGCGAUGAUUCGUACUCGAGAAUAAAGAUGCCUCGGCGCCGCCAUAGAUAAUUAUUAUCGCGGGACAACCCAUAAUAUUGAAUAUUUUUGACACCGCGCGAUAUGGACGAACAAAAUCUAGGCAGAGGAAGAGGGCAACGAGGUGGCCCCGACUACAUGAAAGACAUAGAAGAGGCACAUUACGGUUCGACAAGCGAGGACGACGAUGACGAGCCCAGACUACGUAUCGAUACCAGCGAAGAUGAAGGCGACUGCAGUGCGCCGGAUAAUUCGUUAUCGUCGUCGUCAUUCCCUAGACGGAGGAAACCGCCGAUAACGUUUAAAUUGAAAAACCACUCGGGUGUCGCAUCCGGCGGACGCGGUGCGGGAAAAUUCGACGCGAAAAACACGAAUACGAAUCCGCUGCAGAGUUUGCAGCAACUAGUACAUAGUCCAUUUUUAAACGCGCAGAUCUCAGCCGCCGAUGGUGGCGUUAAUCAAGGCUGUAAAAUUAACCCCUUAGUUAGAGAAAAUCGCUCAAAACCGAAUUGCGAUAAUCGAUAUUCGCCGGAUAGUUCGCAAGCGACGUUAGUAGCGGCUGCCGAAGCGAUACGUAACAUACUCAGUAGCAAUAGCAGCAAUAACAACAGCAGCAGUAACAACAACAACAUUAGCAACAUCGGUGCCAUAAACAGCUUUGACGUAUUACCGCGUCCUAAGUCGUCUAACGGCGGCAACGGUGCCAAAAGUAGAAAAUCGUCGAAUGCGGCAGCUAAACGCAAUAAUAAUAAUGCAAACUUUCAAAGACUAUCGCCGGUAUCGAUCGAAGUGGUGCCGUCGUUAUCGCAUCUAUUACCUUUGUCGCAGCAUUCGCCUCCGUCACCGCAAACGCCUCAGCAGCCUUUUACGGAAAAAUGUGAUACUAGUAGCAGCAAUAGCUACAACAACAAUAACAACAACAGCAGCAGUGGUAGCGGUAGCGGUGGUAGAACGUUGAAUUCGAACAGACUCAACUACAUAGUGAGCAAACUACAAAGGUCGGCUACCGAAGAAGAGCAUCUGCGCCAGUUACAGCAAUUGCAAUCGUCGCCGGAAGCGGAGAAUUUCAAGAUGUUUCAACAGUUCUUGAAAUCGGGCCAAUUUCAAGCGCGUUGCAAUAACAAUAAUUUAGAAAUAUUACCGGCUACGUCGGCAGGCACGGUGAAUGCUGCUGCUGCGACCUCGAAUCCUUCGAAUAAUAUGAUCAAUUUAACCAACAGCAAAGGAUUCAGAUACGUUUCGUCGAACGCUCAGCCGAAAUCCACGUUCGGUAACUUGUCGACGAAUACGUUUCCAAUGGGACCUCUACCACCACCACCUCCUCUGACGUUCAAAUCGUCAUCAUCGGGACCGGAAUUCGGCAACGCGAUGGCCGCAGAUGCGAGCAAAAUGGAUUUCAGGAUGCCUCCGGCGCUAACGGUGAUACCGAAAUCGAGCGGCGGCGGUAAGAAGGCGAAUUGUAGACGAAGUCCACCGCCUAUGGUUCCUAUCGAAAGUAUAGCCAAUUUCCGCAAACCUCUUAACGAAGAUAACGUCGUGUACAGGCUGAAAAAGCUCGGCACCGAUAUCGAGCUGGAAAAGAAUACGGCUUCGGCGUCGUUAUCAUCGUCGCAGCAAGACGAUUUCUGCGGCGCAGCUGCGAUGGAAGAUAUGGCUGUUAAGACGAAGGCGGCGACCACCGCGUCAGUUACCAAUAACACUAGUUGUAAUAGUAAUUAUAGUGAUAAGGCUAGUUUACCUUUUUUGAAACCUAUACCGAUCGGCGAAAGGUCUCACGACGAUAUUAAAAAUAUGAGCAAACUACAUCCACCGCCGCCUAGUCUCAUACCAAUCAAACCGGCCACCACGCAGUUCGUGCCGAUUAUGCAAAGCGUUCCGCAGCAAAGUACCAUAAGCGAGGUGCCGAUUAAAAUGAAGAAAGGAUCCGGCAAUCGUCGCGUACCCAGCUUCGUAUCGAUUCUGCCCAAAAUGAACGUAAACCAGAACGAUGUGCUGGAUAUGGCGGCCAGAAUCAGAAUGAAUUCGGGUAUGGGACCCGGCUCAGCGUGCAACGACAGAGACUUCGCCGGUAACGUGCCUAUCUUGAUGAGCGGUCAACCGGCUUUGGAUUUUUCGCACGUGAGAAACUCGCUGCCCACCAAUAAAGUAACCAAAAGAAAGAAACGUAACCGUUUGAGUACCAAAUCGGAGUACACGAGGUUGGCUCACGCUUUAGUCCAAGCAGCUACGCCGUUACCGAAGCAGCAGCCACAGAAAGACGACAUCGAUAGACCGGUAUUAGUUCCUAUUCGUAACGAAUCGCCACCCAAAGAAUUAGAUUUACGCGAUGUCGAACGAGAAAUAAUCACCAUCGAGCCGAUACUCAUACCGCCGAGUAGACGCGAAUCCGAAGAAGACGAAGACGACGUCGAUAUGCCCAACGACUUGUCGCCCUAUCAAGCCGAACAAUUCGUCCACGGGCCGGAUUGUUUUUCGGAAUCGGCGCAGCCGCUACCGCCGCCCCUCAUACCAGCGCCGUCUUCGUCGUCGGAUUAUCAACAAAACGGUGGAGCCGGCGAAGCAGUGGUCGACGAAAGAGAAUGCUUCUUGUUUAAUCCGAGUCAAGCCAUUCAAGUCGGCCUGUUACCAAACGGCCGGAAAAUGUUGUCUUGCGACAUUUGCUCUGGCGUAUACCAUAAGAUGUUCAGUUUGAAGAAACACUAUUAUAGGAAUCAUAUUAAUCCGAAAUUCAUCUCGGUCAAGCACGCGGAUAUGUUCAAAGUGUCGCCGAUCAGCUCGGCGUUGUCGAGUAAUCCUAAAAUCAACACGUCCAUGUACUGGUGCAGUAUUUGCGAGUGCUUAUUCGACGAGAAACGCGAGCUUAGCUCGCAUUUGACUGAUCACCCGCCGUUAACGUUGGAGAACUCGAACAGAACCAGUAGUCGACUGUACGUGUGUCCUACGUGUAACACGGUCUUCUCGAAGAAACGUACUCAAGUGAGACAUUCGAAAAAAUGUGCCAAAUUGCAUAAAACUGCGGAUUCAGUUACCACCAACUCCUCAACCACCACCACCACAACAACAACAACUGGUUCAGCUGCAGCUAAUACCAUUAUUAAGCAAGUGCCGACCAUUCAAGUAGAUUCGCCCAAAAGCGUCGACAACGGGCAAGACGACAAUGCAGCCGAAGAGACGAAUAGUACGACGUCUUCGAAAAACAACGACGAUAUAGCGGAAUUAGACGAUAUACCGUCGUCCAAGAGUACCAAAUCUGCGGGUAUGUCGAUGAUGUGCCUGUUUUGCGAGCUUUCCUUCACCGAUACGACCAAAAGAAAGAAACACGUGCUGCAGCAUCAUCAUCCGAAACGGAAACAGCAGCCGUGCGUGUACUGUAAAAAUAAAACGUUCAGCGAUCUCAGCGAUUUACUAAAGCAUAUUUGCGAAAUGCAUAGUAAACGGUAUUUCGGAUGUGCCAUAUGUAAGAUUAGGUUCCGUACCAAGGAGGAUCUAGUCGCUCAUAACGCCGAAUCCCAUGAUGGUGAUAUUACCGAUAUCGACAAGGAGCCUAUUAUUGAGGAUAAGCCUAAACCCACCACAGUAUCGAAUAAAAAUGGAAAAAAUUACAAAUGCAACCAGUGUACCAAAGUGUUCAUCAAUACAGUGGAGUUGGGACGUCACCGCAAAAGCGCACACCGUGAUUCUAGUCGAAAUAACAUCAAGAAAGUCGUAUCCGCGUUCAGCGUCCCUAACGAUAGUAACGAACAGCAGAAAUACCGAAGUACCAUCAUUACAACCGCUGAUUACGAAAGCGAGUUUUACAGAAAUGUCAGCCAUAACGUGAAAAAUAAUUUAGAAAACUUUAUGGAAGGACGAAUAGAAAUGAAAAAGGAAGAUAACCCACCAGAAGACGCGAACGAUCCGCGAUACGCUGAUUUACCCGGCGGUAUCGAGGGUGCCAAGGAGAAAACGGAAUCGUUGAGUUUCCAGGAUAUGUACGGUACCGAGAACAUCGAUAGCAGAUUUAUCCAGAACGUUUCGCGAUUACAUUUGGCCACCCAGUUGACCAUGCUGCGGAAGGCUAAUUUACUCGAUAAAGAGCUAGAUUGCCCGUUACGUUCGUCGGCGAAUGCGAAGCCGGCUCGCGUCAGUCGAAAUUCAACUAUCGCCAGUCAUCUAGCUUUGGCCGAGAAAUCAGAUGGAGAACGUGCCGAUGACGAGGCUAAAAACGAAAAUGACGCUGCUAACGAAAUCGUAUUCACCGGAGAAUGGAUUCGGGCGAGGAAUUACAUAUGCGGUACGUGCUUCGCAAGGUUUAAUAAUUUCUGGGAUAUGGAAGAUCACCGAUGGAGUAGGCAUCCGAAUGUGUACGGAUUCUAUUACGAAUUCGUCACCGAACAAGCUCCCGGCUCGAAUUGGGCGAUGAAGAGAAUGUUACAAAAUAACGGCUCGUUAGGGUUACCAAUCAAACACUCUGUGGCUGCGUCUUCGACGUGUACCAAGUGUCAAAAAUCCUUUACUCCGGUUAGCGAAUUUCAUAAGCAUAUUUUAGAAUGCGGAGGCGAUACUACGUGGAUGUCGAUGAUGUUCGCGGCGCAUACGAAGAGAAAUAAGAAAUACAGACCUUACGGUAGUAGACGUAGAAAGAAUGUUGCUCGACAUCGUGGUUUGAAACGUAAUAUUCCGACGACACCGGUCAAAAUAAUAGGUCCUCCGAGGAAUAGACAAAAGGCUGGCGAUACUGAAACGAUCCAAAGAAUGAUCGCCAAUUUACCACCGAAGAGGAUUACCAGACGUGUUAUCACUUUCGAUGACGUAGAAGCUAAACCAACAAAGGCUCGUAUCAACAAAGACUCGUCUUCGCAAAGCAACAUUUUGACGAGAAAACGCAAAGAAAGCUUGGACGUGGUGAGAAGCACAGCUUCUUCAUCUACGAGAAGUCUACAGCAAAGCGAAUCUAAAGAAAGCGUUACCCCCAGUAAAACGUUACUGGGAACUAAGAAUAACACACCGUACAAUAAUAACGCUACUGCGAUUUCGAGAAGCCGACACGAACAAAACAAAACGAACUCGGCAUCGAGUAAAGACCAACUCGAAUCGAAACCCGUACUGGUGGUGCCGGAGGAACCCAAAUCCAACCAGAUUCAUUUACGAUCCGACAGCGCACCGGAAACAAGAAGCGCCGCUGCUGCGGUGAAAUCAGCAUCGUCGAGUGUUAAAAAUAAACCCGUUCAAAUUGAGACUGAAGACAUCAAAGAUGAAAGUUCAGCCGAGCCGGAGAUCAUCGCAGUUAAGCCAUCUACCUCGAAAAAUACCAGAACUGCCAAAACUACCCAAGCUAAAGAUACUGCUACAGCUUCAGUUACCACCACUUCAGAUACGCCAGAAACUGAAACCAAUUCCACUAAACCAGCGCCACCGCCUUCGAGAUCGUCUAGAUCGUCGAGUAGAAUCGAAUCGCAAACCGAAGUCGAAAGCAGUCUCGAGCAAGCUAAAGCUAAACCAUCCUCAGCUAGCGAAGAAAUCAGCGUUCCUACGGUGGUUAAAAUCACCACUCAGUCUAAAAGUCAAACAUCGGCUAAUAAACCUCAAACCGAAUCGGAACACGAACCGGUUUCAAUUCGAAGAUUACGCGCUAGCGAUGAAACGAAUUCCGAGCAAAACGAGUCGGUUUCGGAAUCGAAGAAGACUGAGUCGUUAUCGAAUUCCGAAAUUUGUUCGAAAUUGGAAUUACGAAGCGGUUCCGGAUCGAGAAAGAAACCAUUGAUUAUCAAGAUCCAAGGCGACGGUAAACAGAAAACAUCAUCGAGUGAUCAACCGGUCACCAUUAUUAGAUCGGAUAAGAAGAGAAAGAAGAGGUGCACGCCUGUCACGUCUAGAAGAUUGACAGCUGAAGCGACGCCAUCUUCGGCGCCGGUUGUUGAUAAACAAACUGAAGAAUCGCCUUCAGCUCCCGAGAAGGAAUCGGCUGCUGCUGAACCGCAGCCUAUAAUCAAGACUGAGGAAUCUGAAGAGUCGCCUGUUGUGGCUGAGGCUGAAAAUGCGGAUGUUGACGUGACCCAGCCGUUGACACCCGAAGUGAAAACAGAAGAAUCUAGUGAAUUGGCCGUUGUUUCUGAAAAGCCUGUUGUCGAAUCGGCACCGUCGCCACAAUCUGAAGUCAAGACUGAAGAAUCCGUAGAGUUGCCCAUCGAUUCUGAAAAAGAAGUACUCGAAGUCUCGAACGAAGUACCUGAUACUUGUGAAAAGGCUAGUGUCGAAACGACGCCGGAAAUCGUGCCCGAAGAAGUUGAAACUCCAUCUGUAGAGACCGCCGAAACGACACCAGAAGUUACGACUGAAAAAUCUGAAGAUUCGUCUUCAGUGUCUGAAACGACUGCUGUUGAAUCGACACCGGAGGUCAAGACUGAGAAAGUCGAAGAUGUGCCUUCAACGUCCGAAGAACCGAUCACCGAAACGAGACCAGAGACUACGACUGAGAAACCUGAAGAUCUACCAGCGGUAUCUGAAACGCCGGUAGCUGAAAUAGCGACAACGGUAAAGACUGAAGUACUUCAAGAUACGCCUGCUCCGGUUGAAAAAUCAACGAAGCCGGUUGCAUCAAAGAAAACUAAACGCAAAUCAGUAGCUGCCGAAACCGAUGUGAGAGUGAAAACUGAAAUCAAGGAAGACCCCAUUCCGGCUGUCAGCUCUGUUACUACCGAAUCACAAACCGAGCCGGAAACCGAAAUCGAAUCCGCUGCCUCUGCUACCGCCGACAUUAAGCCAUCUGUCGAAGUAGAAGAAGGUGAAAUUGAUCUGUCGACCAUCGAACCAGCUGAAGAGGAUGGUCCUGCGUUACCUGACACUUCGGUUAUUCUGGCUGCGAUGAAAGAAACGAUGCGACAAACCGAUGCAGUCAUCUCUAGAAUGCCGAUCGCUGUAAAUUCGAGUAAAAAACGUAAACGCGAUGAUCCAUCUAAAUGCAAGAAAUGCGGCUGCAGAAUGGAAACGUCGACGAAUACGACGUCGAUUUGCGAAAGCUGCGUCGAAGUACCUGCCAAGAAAUCGAAAUCAGUCACCGCGCCAGCGCCGACUCCGGCUCCAGCUCCUGCUCCAGCUCCGGCUCCUGCUCCUGCUCCUACUCCUACUCCUGCCCCUGUGAUAGAAACGUUCGCUUGUAAAGUGUGCCGCGUCGCUGCUCCUAAAAAGACACCCAGUGCGGAGGAAAUCUGCGAUAAAUGCGUUGCCCAAGCAGCUGCUUCUGCUGCCACUUCAACAGUCACUGCGGCUGCUGCGAUUCUGAAAAACGAUAAACCAACUGCGAAGAAAUGCGCGUCCAAGUUCAAAGAGACCAGAAUAGUGCCUCCGCCUCCGUUCCGGUGUCGAAAAUGCGAUUCGAUCGGUUUAGCUCCCCUGGACGGUUCGAUGUUCUGCGAAAAAUGCUCCAGACUCCAAGAGACGAUCUGUUUGCUGUGCCAGUCGAGCUACAUUAGCGACACGAACGAUAAAGUUUGCGGUAAAUGCAUGUUGGCCGGCAGUUCGAAACAGAAGAAGAGAACCUUGAGUAACAACGACGCCCCAGCCAUAGUUACCAGUACCUGUGAUAAUUUGGAAAGAAAACCGACGACCGGUCAACCCGACCGAGCUGAGAUAUCGUGCGAAAAAUGCGGUAAAAUGUGGAAAGACGACGAGAAUUGCGGUGGCUCGAUUUGUCGUCCUUGUCGUCUCAUGCACGAGAACAACAAAUCGCCCAGAGCGACUACUUCGAAUACGGAUCCAAUUCGAAUACCUGAAACUGCCAAAGGAGAAUCUAUCAGGUGUAUCGAUUGCAGUAUCGUGGUCGUUCCUAUGUCUGCGGAAGCUACGCUCAAGAAAUUAUGCGACGGAUGUUUCGGUCGUCGAAACGAACGCAGAUCGUCGAACGAAAUCAGAUACCUGGAUACGAUCAAUCCGCUAGCUAGAUGUAUUGGUAUUCAAAGAUCUCCGAAUGUAUUCAGCGGAUUCGCUAAUCCGACCGAUGACGCGGUUAGGAAUAUGGAACAUCAUAAAGAAGAAGAGAGACACGGUCCGGUGAUUCCUGGGUCUUCUCCUGCUGCUGCUGCUUCGACCACCGAGCAGAAGACGCCUAUGAAGAAUGUGAAACUCAUCUGUAGAGGUUGUUACGGAGUUUUCGACACAGUCUCUUCGUACAAAUACCAUUGCGAUAAUUGCAAACAUCGCAGUAACGAGAAAAAACCAUUGCUCAGCUUCGCCAAACGCAGCAACAAAAGCGGAGCCGAAUCCACCUCGCAGACGGAGUCAAACAACGGCGCAUCGUUCGAGAUCUUAGAAGGAGUACAGAUCAAAUACGUCGAAAUGGCCGGUGCCUCGCAAUCCGAUAAAGCCGAAGCUGGCAAAGAAACGUCGCAGAUACCGUUGGUGGUUUACGAAAGCGAUAGCUCACCUAUGAAGAAAUCAGACCCCAAUCGAACGGUCAAGAAACACAAACGAACCCAUUCGUCUCCCGAUACCAUUAUGGAUACCAUCGAGAGUGUUAUCAGAAGCUUGCAUUCGUCUCCGGAAACUGUCAUGGAUACGAUCGAGAGAGUAGUGAAGAGUACGCACUCGUCUGACGAAUCGAUCGAAGACGUGUGUACCUCCCUACCGCCACUACCCGAUGAUGCCCAAAGUACACCAUUGAGCAAAGAUCCAUCGAAACCUACGCUGGAGAAAUUCAAACCGGAACCUAAAGACGACGAUGGAAACGAUGCCGGCGACGAAGGCGACGACAAAGAUAAAUCAUCGUCGAAGAAAUCCGCUUCCAGGAGUAAAUCUUCGAAGAAAAAAGCGCCCAGGAAGAGAAAACCUACGUCGAAAAAAUCCGCCAAACGGGCCGAAACGUCGUCGACAACCGACGUAGAUCUUAAAGCAGAAAUUCGAGACGAAGAGACCCCUGUGAAAAACGAACCAAUCGAGACGAAUCAAGAAUGCGGCACCGACGAUGUCGAAAAACAAUCGAGUAAACGAUCAACGUCGCCGAUUAGUCGUCAAUCCGGAGUUUCGAGCGAUAGAGAGGUUAGACGUUCUAGCCGAAGAACAUACCCGACUACUACCACCAAUCCAGCUGGUCGAACUCUUAGAUCGAGAACGAAAUUCCACGAAAAUCUGAGCGACUUGAAUGCCGCCGAAAUAGAAGAUAUUAUGAAUACAGAACCUGAACCAGAACCGAUGGACGUUACCGAUCCGGCUAGCGAAACUACGCUGCCACCACCAUCUUCACCACCUCACCUACUACCAGAAGUGGUAGAAGAAAAAGAAGUAGUCGAAAAACCACCACCACCAGCAACGUCUACUAAAGAAAGCGCUAAAAAACGUAAACGCGAUUCGAGUAAAAACGACGCAAAGAAAUCCAGAACCGAUUCCAAUAACGAUUUGGGUUUCGCCGUAACCAAAACCAGCAAAACGAUUCCAAAAAACGCCAAAAAGAAUUCCUCGAACGAUGCAAAAAACUUUGAUCAGUCAGACGACGAAAUGGAAUCGUCGUCUGUCUUGAUGAGUAAAACGAACGUCGUCGCUGCUGAACCUGUACUCGCGGAAAACGCCAUCGCACGUCGCAGAAGCAGUGAUAUUUCGGCCAUCAGCGGUCUCGUCGAUGAUUGGGGCACCGAAUACGAAUCUCGCAGGAAUUCAGCGGUCACAAAUGCAUCGUCGGUUGACUCGAGAGUCGGCGAAUUCCGUUCUUUUUUUGACGAAAGCGGAUCGGACUGUGCGGAAGGGCAUCCGUCGAAAAACCCAACUCCAUCCUACAGUUACGACGAUGUGAAUGGCAGUUCGUAUCCUGAACCUAGCGAUAGUCAGGAAGACGGAAGACAGAGCAGCUCGUGGUAUACGAACGCUUGGAAUUUGUUGGGCCAGAAAUCGCUCGGGUCUAUUAUCGAUACGAUGAAUGAGAUCUUAUCCAGGCCAGAAGUGUCGUCCUAUUCGACCGAGUCAGUUGAUUUGUUCAGAGAACAGAUGAUGAUGUUUCAAGAUCUAGACAGAGAAAUGAACACCAUUGAAAAACAGGAAGAAGAAGAAUCGAAAGAAGAUGAAGAAACUACUACAUUCCUAGAUUUAGAUGAGGUUUCAGGCAAAGGGCACAGUGAAGAUAAAUCAAAGUCUGCCGAUGAUAGUUUUUCGAGUUUGAAUACUUUCGGCUUGAGUGAAGAAUGCGAUAUCUGUGAUCAAACGUUUUCCGAAGCCAGUGCCUUGAAAAAUCACAUGUCUACUGUGCACGGUUACGAAAGCCCGAGUAAAAAUUGCAAAUAUAAUAAAUUCAAGUCCAACAAUAAAGGUAGUCCAAACGGUAUGAACAACCGUAUAAAACACAAGUGUUCUCAUUGCCAGAAAGUACUGAGCAGCAAAGCGGAGUCUCUGAUGCAUAUCCAAGAACACUGGAAAUCAUUUGCAUCGUGUAAAAGUAGCAGUAGUAGUAGCGGUAACGAAAAUGGCAGUUUGAAAAAUUCCAUCGCCGGUAAACUGGAAGAAUUAUUAUUAGAUAAAGCUCUGAUGAAUUAUUUGAAAUCGCCCCAAGAAACUCAAAAUCGUAAUAGUUUACCUUUGAAAAUACUAAACCAAAUCACCAUGGCGAAGAAAAACCAAUUCACUGGCUGGAAAACAGCUCUGGCUCAGAUGUUGGACAUGGAUGUCGAUUCGCUACCCUCUACUACCACCACUACCGCUUCUGGUCCGGCUUCGCCUGUCGAACAAGCUCCAGUACCGGCUCCUGAGCCUAAACCUAAACCCAAACCUAAACCAAAAUCAUCGCCGGUUGAGAAAAAAUCGCAAAGUACAGAAACAUCAACGAAUACCGAACCGGUUGACGAAUAUCCGUGCCCUAUGUGCAAUAAAACGUUCCAGUAUACCAGGCUGAGAAAUACUCAUUUGAUUAUGGUUCACGCUCCUCGAAAAUCCACCCAUAAACCUGUUACAGAAGGACAAAAUGAUUCGAAGAAGGCAGGAAAAAAUAAAUCUUCGAAUGAAAACUGUGAUAAUAAGGUUCACACCGAAGUGGCGCGAAAGAAAAUAUUCCGUUCCUAUUUAUUAAACGACAGCGUUAACACGGUAAUGAAAAAAGAUUCGCCGGACGACCCGUUACCACCUCCGAAAAAGAGUAGCAGCGCUUCCUCCUCGUCCUGCUCAACGUCCACAUCAACUGUCACCGUCGGUUCGACGAAAAACCCGAAAAAGCCAGAAAACCGUCCGGUUACCUCGAAAUCAGAAACGUCGACCAUCGCAUCUUCCGCUCCGUCGUUAAUUUCGACGACGACGACGUCAACAACAACAACAGCAACAUCAGCAACUAUGCCCACCUUGACAGCGGCUCCUUCGUCGGCAUCGACCUCCACAACUACCAAACCUAAUCCAAGUCCUACGACGACUUCAGUUGCUGGUGCUGCUGCGACUACAAAACCAUCGAGCAACGCUCACGAUCAGCCUAAUUCUAGGAGAAAGAAACCUUGUCGUAAGAAGAUGUCGAAAAAAGAGAUAAAUCUACCAGCAGCGAUUGUUAAAAUGAAAGCGGAGCAGGCUUUAUUGCAGCUGUGUAAUAGUCGUUUUAGUAGAAUUGUUUCGCAAUAAUCAGUCAUUUUUUUUUGUAUAAUUUUUUCAUUUUUUUUUAGUUUUCAUUUUCUUUUUUUGUUUUUGUUAUUUAUUUAUUUACCGUUCGUUUCUAGCUCGUGUUUUUUCGCUCUAUUCUUACAUGAUUAGUUUUAUGACCCUCUUCGAAAGGCUAUAGUUAUAUUUAUUACUUUUUUGUCGCAUUUAUCGUUACGUGAAUGAUGAUUUUUUUAAAAGUUCCUUUUUCCAGAGUCGAAGGAUUUAAUAAUAAUAUUAAUAUUGUGUUAAUAUUGGAACUACGAGAUUUUUGUAUUAUGACGCGAAUUGAAAUUUUAUCGAAUUUACCGAACAAAUUCAUAUAUUUUUUUUUUAACACACAGGGUAUCGUAUGUCUCAGGAUAAUUAAUUGUAGAUUGUUGCUUUUUUUCGUUUUUUUUGCCCUUAAGAUAUUUAGAUUUUUUUUUUGAUUUACUCCUCGCGUAUAAUGUAAUAUUGUGCUCUUAUGAAAUACCUAUUUAAUGUAUGUACAUAUUUUUUAGAACGGCGAGUAAGAGUUUCGUGUUAUUCGCUGAGUCAGUUUCAUUUGACGAUUUGAAACUGUUUAAAUUUAAUUACGAAUUUUGAUUGUCCGAAUUCGCGAUACUUUUUUUUCGUAUAUUUUUCCAGAAUUUUUGUACAGUGAUUGUUUUGUAUGUAUGAAAAAUUAUUACGUAUACGAAGAUUUCGAUUUGUAUAUUUAUUUCUUUUUGUUUCGAUUUGAUACGUGUUCGUUUUAAUAUUUCUUUAAUUAUGUUUACGAGUAUAUUUUUUGUAUAUUUUUUCCAUCGCGUAUGUGAUCUUAAGUUACUGUAACGUGUGUUCACAUUUUUUCUCCCCUUUCUCGUGUAAUAUUUUAAUUAUAUGAACUAUACGAUGUAAUUAAAUAAAUUUUGAAUAUUGAU